Colletotrichum destructivum is the source of this 3922-nucleotide messenger RNA. RefSeq names its product Putative rossmann-like alpha/beta/alpha sandwich protein. NCBI's taxonomy places the organism in Eukaryota, Fungi, Ascomycota, Sordariomycetes, Glomerellales, Glomerellaceae. The record is from RefSeq and is a predicted model, not a curated record. The transcript has 4 exons. Bases 1955 to 3625 code for a protein of 556 amino acids.
UCGCCGAAAGAAUUGAGAUUCAACAUUCGAGAUUCCGAGAUUUCAUUGCUCCUUAAUGUUGAAUAGCAACUGCCAUUAAGGCUCUGGAUGUACGUACCCAGGUACCUAAAAGUGUAAACUACCACCAUUCACCAAAAAAGAAGAAGAAAAAAUAAACAGCCCUGCACUCGAUAACGACUUUUCUCUCGCUGGGAGAGGCACAGGCAGGCAGGUAGGCGGCUUUGGCUGCAUUGCUCCCAGAUGGAAGCUGCAACCCGUCGGCUCGACAUUGAGCGCGGCAAGUGCAAGUGCAAGAACGCAGCUGGUGAAGCUAAUGCCUUGAAAUAGUCCAAGCUCCCACCCAGCUCCACUGAUUUCGCCUCGCUGGCAGGAGCAGAAGGGGAGGGGUACAUAAUCCACAUGCAAAUCUCGCUGCAUGCGCAGGUCUCACCUGCACUGUGGGCCUAAACUUGAUCAAACAAACUCCAGCCAACCUUGCUCCUUCCGGCCGGCCAGACUCACUUGCGCACUGCACCUGCAACCUGCACCUGCACCUACCUGCUCCUGCUCCUGCUCUCCGGGCCCCUCCACCCUCCCGCCCUUACCUUCUCACUCCCCUACCAGCGCGUCCAGAGUCUAUCAAAGUCUACCGCCCAUCAUCCACUACAGGUCGAGACCAGACAACAACAGCCCUGCUUGCUGUCGUUCCUUGCCGAUUCUCCCUUGACCAGCUUGAUCUGUGCGUUCACGCUCGGGAUUUGCGCAAGCGCUGCUGCUGCUGCUGUUGCUGAUGAUAUUAUUACUGCUGCUGUUGGGGCACUAAGGAAACACACUGCUCCCGUACUUGAUUAGACCAGGCCAAGUCCUCCUCCGUCACAGCCAGUCUCCUCGUGUCUAUCUAUUCGACAAUCAGCAUCACCAACGACGCACGCCCAGACUUUUUAACACCAAUUUCUAGACUUCUUUUCCACCAGACUCUGUCUUAUCCUCGCCCCGUUCCACGCCCAGUUUACACUUCGUACCGCGCUCUGCUUUCUCUCUCUUAGCCCCCCGCAUUCAGCUGCCUGUGCCUGUCUGCACAUCGACUAUGAGGCGACUACAAACAUAAACUACCAGCGUACCUUUUCCAUCCAGUCUUCGUCAUCUUACUGUACAUUACCAUUCGCGAACCAAGCUCAGCUUCCCCCCAGUUAUCGCCCCUAUUGCAGCAACAGCUGUCAUCCCGGUCGACUAAGGACAUCACCUGCUCACCGACACGGUCUGCCGUCACCUAGACUCUAGACCCUCGACUCGCGCCGCCGCUACGCCCCACACACCCCGUUUUCACGGCUUCGUCGACAGCAACACCAUCCUCGGGCUUUUCUGUGCCUUGUGAGGCCCCGCAAGCCUUGGCAGAACCGCCUCCUCGGCUGUAUUUGGAUUCCCCUUGCCAUAAGAGAGCCCCGUCUUUCCCACGCCGCGCUUGCUAACAUUGCCUCGUUGGCAUUGCUGCGCAUCUCUUCGAAUCCAAAUAACCUUUGCGCCAGCCUCUCUUCCAACCUUGGAAAACGACCCAACGAAAGAACUUCGCCAUACUCCUCUUGAUUCAGCUUUGCGUGCAACGAAAGCUACCCCCCAGCACCAGCACACACCGGAACUACACACCUCGAAUCCCCUCCGCUCAUACGUAUCCUACUGUCUCUCGCACACCCAUCCGUUCUUCAUACCUCUCGUCAUUGCUCCGUAUCCUGCUUUCCACACAGCAUACCAGACUGCGAGACGCUCUGACGCCUGACGGUCCCCGUUCGAACCACCAACUCGAGUCGACAGGCGCCCCUUUCCAUCUUUAGACGGUGUAGUCAGUCCACCACCAUCUGUCAUCUGAGCGCGCCAAACACCAUUUGAGCGUUUGGCACUCUGCUUUUCAGCCCUUUCCCGGACACCUCGUCCCACAGUCCCCCUUUGGCCCUUUGCAUUCCCAAUUGCAGAGACUCCAAUGAGACCAUCCGAAAAUUGGCGCAGCGUAUUUCUGCUUCCGCAAAGCGGCAAGAAGAAGAAGAAGACCAAGGGCAGCAAAGAUAGUCCUUCCCCACCGUCGCCGAAAUCGUCCUUUCCGAAACCUCAGUGGGAAUCCCAGGCCUCUCAGCAACAGCAGCACCAGCAGCAACAGCAGCGUCGACACACAAUGUCAGGGCCUACCCCGCGGUCGAUGCUCGACAUCCAAAGCCCCGAUUCCGAUGUCUCGCCCAAGACCCAGGUGCAGCCUUCCGGCAAGGCAGAAUCGGACUACUUCACCGUCGAGUCACAACCGCAAAGGAAAGAAGAGGAAACCAAGGGCGGCGACGCUGAACCCUUGAGCCGCGUGACGACGCUCUCGAGUAUUGCUAGUCCUUCCCCCCAGAGCACGACGGAGAGUUUCUCGGCCGAAUGGCCAAGAGCAGAAUCGUUUGGAGGAAGACCUAGAGGGUCAUCGGUCGCGUCGUUGGCAUUCGCGCCGCUGCGGAAUCCGUCCCUGCCACAAGGCAGCCAGAAGAAGACGGACAAGGAGCGUAUCAGAGCAUCGUCUCCUCCCCCCGAAAGAUUCCAGUCACAUGUCGCAUUCGACAACCUGCCGCUGGGCGAAGCGACCAAGAGCAACACGCUCUCGCUGACACUGGAUGUCAGACACAAGGGCUACCAAGCGCAACGACGAUCUCGCACCUUCAUGGUAGGCGUCGACGAACAUGCCUAUUCCGAUUAUGCGCUGCAAUGGCUUCUCGACGAGCUUGUCGACGACGGAGACGAAGUUGUGUGUGUGCGCGUGAUCGAGAAGGAGCUCCGCGCUGCCGAGACCAACAAGGCGUACCAGGACGAGGCGCAAAAGAUCAUGGACAGCAUUGUUAAGCGCAAUGGCCUGAACCGUGCAAUCAAAAUUGUGCUGGAAUACGCCAGCGGCAAGCUGCACGCGACGUUUCAGCAACUGAUCCAAAUGCAUCAACCUGCCAUGCUCAUCGUAGGUACGAGAGGGAGGUCGCUGGGCGGCAUACAGGGACUGGUGAACACGCGUAACUCUUUCUCUAAAUACUGCUUGCAGUAUUCGCCCGUCCCCGUUGUUGUCGUUCGACCAACAGAAAAGCGGGAGAAGAAGAAGUCUAAGAGGAAGAACGACUCUGAACGCCAAACUUACGUCCGGAUGCUUUCGGCGACAGGCGGAAAGCACGAGGCCGACAGUGAGAGGAGCAGCAUGUACAACGUGGAGGUGCACAACACGGCGGACGAGGAGGCCCACCAGGUCGCCAAAGCGCUAGGACUCCCGGCAGCCUUCGAUCCGACCAUCAAGCCGGUCGACUUGAACGCUCUGCUGCAUCCCCGACAGCAGUCCACGGCGUCCAACCUCUCGCAAUCGAGCACAGCGGGCCCCAGCAGAUCGUCUGCGCCGCCUAGCGCCGCUGGUGACAGCGAUGAUGACGACGAGGACGACGAAGACGAUGAUUUCGAGGUCUUCUCGGGCGGACAAGCCAUCAACUCGGACAAGCUGCACAAGAUGGAGGCCAAUGAGGCGGCAGCCUUCCGACAGAAUCGAAAGACCAGUCUCGACUCCAGCGCCAGCGGUGCGGAUGAUGAUGAUGACGAGGACGAGGACCAAGACGGCGAGUCAAAGGUGUCCCGAAAUAGCAGCAAUAGCUGAGCUGGCGGGUAUGAGGAGCACAACCUUUACCGAGCGGGGAGUUAUUAUCACGAGUUAACGGCUCGUCCACUGUACAUACAGGUGUUAUUGUCUAGAACGGCGUUUUUUUGGCUGACGGCCUGGGUAUGGAUAGCUUUUUAUUUGCUGGGAGCAUGCCGCACAAAAGGCUGCGGGCGAGUUGGCCGGGAGUUGUCCAGGCAUGCGGCACAGUAACACUCCCUCUACAUGGGGUCGACGCAUUGAUACCCGAUAAAAAAAGACAUGAAUAAAAUCGAGGCUGAUGUCAAGGGCUCGGAC